ACAUUAAUUUAGAUUUUUUAUUUUUUUUAUUUUAGACGAUGAGACGAUGGUUCUAUAGACAUUUAAAAAUCAGUUAGAAAAAGUUGUUUAGGGAGGCAUUAGUUAAGUAGUGGAUUCUUUAGUGUUAGUAAGCUAACGCUAGACUAAUGUUUAAGCGGGCUUUAGGACCCGUCGAAUUUCGCGUCGUGGGGAGCUGCCCCGCAACGCUAUUGGCGGAGAGCUUGCCACGUGCAACAAUUCUUUACGUUUCUUGACUGUACCUGGGAGCUUUUUACGCAAAGGAGGCAGACCACCCGUAUAGAGGUUGAAGAGGCGAUUCCAUGUGGACUUGGCGUUUUGACAUACCGUCAUUUUUGGGGAAAUCUUGUCACGUUGCUACUCAAGCACAGAGAAACAAAGGUCUUCAUCCGAACCUUUUCGGAGGACAAACGUCAGCGCCCCCCCCUGACUCGUUAAUCCUCUGCCAUGGCGCUGAGCCCCACCUUUGAUAUUGACGCCCCGCGGUGGGACCAGACCACCUUCAUGGGGCGGCUCAAACACUUCUUCAACAUCACCGACUGGCGGACGGCGCUCCUGCCCGACUCGCGCCUGGAUGAGGCCAAAGCUUUGGUGGAGAGCUGCAGAGCGGGCUCAGUCCCACCGGGCACUACCGAGGAGCAACUCUACUAUGCCAAGAAACUGUACGCCUCCGCCUUCCAUCCCGACACGGGCGACCGCAUGAACAUCAUCGGCCGCAUGUCCUUCCAGGUCCCUGGCGGCAUGGCCAUCACCGGCUGCAUGCUGCAGUUCUACAGGACAGUGCCUGCGGUAGUGUUCUGGCAGUGGGUCAAUCAGUCCUUCAACGCGCUGGUCAACUACACUAACCGCAACGCCGCCUCACCAAUCACCCCCAAGCAGAUCGGCGUCGCCUACGUGACGGCCACCAGCACGGCCUUAGCUACAGCGGUGGGACUCAACCUCUACACGAAGAAAGCACCCCCACUGGUAGCACGAUGGGUCCCUUUCGCGGCUGUGGCGGCGGCCAACUGUGUCAACAUUCCCAUGAUGAGGCAACAGGAAAUCUUGAAUGGCAUUGCUGUCACCGAUGAAAACGGCAACAAGCUGGGCCACUCACAGAAAGCGGCGGUGAAAGGCAUCACGCAGGUGAUCAUCUCCAGGAUCACCAUGGCUGCACCGGGAAUGAUCAUCCUCCCCAUCAUUAUGCAGCGGCUGGAAAAAUACAAAUUCAUGCAGAGAAUCACGUACCUCCACGGCCCCAUUCAAGUAAUGAUGGUGGGCGUCUUUUUGACCUUCAUGGUACCGGCAGCAUGCUCCCUGUUCCCACAGCGAUGCUCCAUUGCCGUAUUAAAGCUGGAGCCCGAACUCCGCGACUCUAUCACAUCGAAGUACGGCGAUGCUGUGCAGCGCGUCUACUUCAACAAAGGCCUCUGAGAACUCCACCCACAGGACUCAGUGCAUACUCUCAUACUCCUUUUUUUCCCUCAUAUGAUUACUCCCGUUUCUAAAGAGGUGCUUAUUAUGUAGAACUUUACUGGCUACGUCGGGAUGUUCUGAUGAAUGCUUUUUAAUUCUGCUGUGAUGAUUUCUCUCUCAUUACAAAUCUCUUCUCAGGUACUUUCUUUUUAUGACUCUCCUAGCUAGGAGCUGAACAAAACAGGUUCUGGUACUUUUUGGGUUUUUUUUUUGUUAAACAUCUACGUGCCUUGGACAACAUCUCUACAGCAGCAAGGCUCCCUGGAUGUUUUCAAAACACAAACAAACUUCUAUGCACGGUUAAAGCUGGACUAAUGUCACUGCUCGUUUAAAAAAUAUGGGAGUGGUGUGAUAAAGGUGUGCAAAAUGGAGGACACAACUGACGCAUGAUUCAACUGAAACUGUAAUAAAGAUGAUACAAUCCUGAGUAUA
Messenger RNA from Phyllopteryx taeniolatus (common seadragon), 1905 nucleotides. RefSeq names its product sideroflexin 2 (gene sfxn2). Gene Ontology annotation, biological process: monoatomic ion transport; serine import into mitochondrion. The record is from RefSeq and is a predicted model, not a curated record. The coding region runs from base 466 to 1431 and encodes 321 amino acids. Lineage: Eukaryota; Metazoa; Chordata; Actinopteri; Syngnathiformes; Syngnathidae. Gene Ontology annotation, molecular function: monoatomic ion transmembrane transporter activity. The transcript has 13 exons. Gene Ontology annotation, cellular component: mitochondrial inner membrane.